UCAGUCAGUCAGCCGUUCCCAGUAUAGGUAUUUCUCGACUCGAUUGUCUCUUUUUAUGUUUGAGGUAUUCGUUUUGUAAGUGAGAAUGAGAAAAGGGUGUCGUUUAUUAUAAUUGAAUUUACAUUAAAUUAUAUUUAUCCACUGAAUGUUUAUCAUAUAUUAUUAAGAACAAUGCCUUUGGCCAAUACUUCGGAUCCCUGGCGGAUGCAGAAUGUCGGAGAUAACACGCGUACUAACACAGGACAGUCAGCUAAGAGUCUUCCAAUGGUUGUUGAAACUUCAGCAGAAUCCCGACAAGCAUCAACAGCAGAAAGUAAUGACUCUAAUGAACUUAACUAUGAGAGAGAAGUGUUACUCCAAGAUGUUGUCAAGGAAGGUCACGAAAAGGCAGAUCCGUCUCAGUUUGAAUUGCUCAAGGUUCUUGGUGAAGGUUCUUUUGGGAAAGUGUUCUUAGUAAGGAAAGUUAGUGGUGCUGAUGCUGGCACUCUUUAUGCAAUGAAGGUACUUAAAAAGGCUACAUUAAAAGUAAGAGACAGAGAGCGAACAAAAAUGGAAAGAAAUAUAUUAGUAGAAAUGGGUCACCCAUUUAUUGUAAAAUUACAUUAUGCAUUUCAAACGGCUGGUAAAUUAUAUUUAAUAUUAGAUUUUCUGCGAGGUGGCGACCUAUUUUCUCGUCUUAGUAAAGAGGUAAUGUUUACUGAAGAAGAUGUAAAAUUUUAUUUAGCCGAGUUAGCAUUAGCAUUGGAACAUGUUCACAGACUAGGUAUUAUAUACAGGGAUCUUAAACCAGAGAAUAUUUUAUUAGAUGCUGAUGGGCAUAUUGCUCUUACUGACUUUGGUUUAUCAAAAUUACCACCAAGUAGUGACAAAGCUUACAGCUUUUGUGGUACUGUCGAGUAUAUGGCGCCUGAGGUUGUCAAUCGAAGAGGACACACUUUUGCCGCAGAUUGGUGGUCUUUUGGAGUUCUAAUGUUUGAAAUGCUUACGGGUAACUUACCAUUCCAUGGUUCCACAAGACACGAAACUAUGACUCAAAUAUUGAAAGCAAAGCUCGGUAUGCCAUCAAAUCUCAGUGAAGAAGCUCAGUCAUUACUUCGAGCGUUGUUUAAACGAAACCCUCAUAAUCGGUUGGGUGCCGGUCCCAAUGGAAUUGAGGACAUAAAACAACACGAAUUCUUUGCAAAUAUAGAAUGGGAUGCUCUUUUACGAAAAGAGGUGGUGCCACCAUUUCGACCUGCCGUUUCGAGAGCCGAUGACGCAUUUUAUUUCGAUUCGGAGUUCACUUGUCGUACACCAAGAGAUUCUCCGGGUGUUCCUGCAUCUGCUAAUGCUCAUGAACUUUUUAGAGGCUUCAGUUUUGUCGCACCAUGUUUACUGGAUGAUGAUAAUAACAAAACAGUCACUAACAACCAAAACCAGAAUCAUGUAGCACAAAACAAUAAAACAUCCAGUGAAGACUUUUGGGCCGGCUUUGUCAAUAGGAACAAUUUCUUUGAUGAAUAUAGACUAAUGGGAGAAUUAGGUACCGGAUCAUUUUCUGUGGUUCGCCUUUGUGAACAUAAAACUUCUAGAGUUCAAUAUGCAGUAAAAAUAAUGGAGAAACUACAGUAUGAUCCUCGUGAAGAAAUAGAGAUUUUAUUAAGGUACAGUCAGCACCCACAUAUAAUAACGUUACGUGGCGUGUACGAGGAGGGCGAUCGAAUUCUUGCGGUCACAGAGUUAUGCCGUGGCGGAGAACUCCUUGAACACAUAACACAACGCCGCUAUCUCCCGGAGCACGAAACCGCGCCUAUAUUAAGGAAUGUUGUGCAAGCUAUUUAUUAUUUGCACAGACAUACAGUUGUACACAGAGAUAUAAAACCAUCAAAUAUAUUAUUUGCAACGGCCGAGAAGAGACCAGAAGAUAUUCGUUUAGUGGACUUUGGACUAGCAAAACAGUUGCGAGCCGAGAAUGGUCUACUAAUGACACCGUGCUAUACAGCCAAUUUCGUAGCUCCCGAGGUGCUGAAACGAGCUGGAUAUGAUGCUGCUUGUGAUAUUUGGAGUUUAGGUGUGCUAGCCUACAUAAUGCUUUCGGGUCGAACGCCGUUCGCUUCAACCGGGGAUGAUACACCUGAGGCGAUAUUAGCAAGAAUUGAAUCUGGAAAGGUGGACUUAUCGGGCGGCGUAUGGCGCGGCGUGUCUGGCGAAGCUCGCGGCUGUCUUCGCCGCAUGUUGCAGCUGGAGCCAGGACUGCGGCCCACCGCCGCCGACCUGUUACGUGAACCGUGGCUCUCCAAUGCAGUCGCCAGGGUGCCGCCACUUGAAUCACUCACGGAUACAGAAGCCCCGCCGCCUGCUGCAGACUUGAGACGGGCCGUCGAUCUCACUUUCCAGGCGAUGACGUCAUCACCAUUAACGCCACAAGUAUUGGGUCCAGUCUCACAGUCAACUCUUGCACAACGUCGCAGUAAACCACAGCGACGUUACCCACCAACACAACUAUAGACGUCAGCCCAGGUAUACGAAUACAAGACUUGACUGGCAUAGUGUACUAGUCAUGAAUAUAACAUACAUGAAGGUUGAAAAUAAGGCAUUUGACUCGGGGGAAAUUGGCAAGUCAAUGCUAAAAAUUGAUGAAGCUGACGUAAAUAAAACUAAACUUUUUACACAAAGCUACUUUUUAUAAUCACGCCGAAUGUAAUGACGAAGAGUAAUCACCAGUACUUUAAUUAUAUUUUUUGUUUUACUGUUAAAUAAGAUUAGCAUUACAACAUUCCAUCUUAUUAUUUGGUUACGUUGAAUUAUAUAUAUUAUACUAGUUGGAAGUGUAUAAAAUGUUACAAUUUUAUAUAAAUGAAAGUUGUCUUCCUUCGAAACGCGUACAUUUUAGGCAAGAAAACUCUAUAUUUUUACAUUAUUUCUGCCCACCUAUUUGACUUUAUAGUCCUUCUGUGCCAUUAAAUUUUAAAGUAAAUCUUAAUGGAAUCUUAAAUCAUAAGAUUCGAAGCUUUAUAAUCUGUCACAAUAAGUAAAUUACUAUAUAAAUAAAUGCAUAUAAUUAAAUAGGAUUUUAUUACAUGUUUGUUUUCAUACAGUAUUAACAACAUAAUAAGAUUAUUCGUUAUCAUUAUUGUCAUUGUGUUAUAUAUUAUGAUUUUAGGUCAAGAUGUUAUUUAUAUUUUUAUAAGACAGUAUCCAUUAGAAUUAAGUAUUAAUAUAGAUGUUAAGUACUAUAACAGCGAUUAAUAUAUUCGCUUCGACUAAUAAAUCAAGCUAGGAAGAGUUACGUGGACUAAAAUAAAUAUAACUAUCUAUAUUGGCGUGUGAAUGAAGAUUUUUGUAAGCAAGAAUAACUUUUUUGCAUAUUAACAAUUGUGCAAUGUACAAAUAUAAUAUAAAGUGAAACAAGAAUCUAAGUCAAUAUUACUCUAUUUACGUUCAAUUAUUUUCAUAUCAAAAAGGCCUAAUACACUCGGUCCGUGCAAAAUAUAGUGUUCUGUUACCUAUAAGGCGUAAUUGUAAACUCUUGUUAGUUAAAAAUACUUUCGCUGUCCAGCUAGGCUCCUAUUUAGGAGCUAUCUAUUAUCCUUCAUAUUGGAUCUUCAUAUCAAAAUGAGAUUCAUGCUAACAUUUCUAUUCUUAAUGUCUGUUAUUAAUAAAAACGUUUCUGGAGAUUAGGAAUUACUUAAAAUUUAUUUUCUUCUCAGGAUUAAUCAUAAGUACUUAAUUUUUUUUUUAUAAAACUAAAUUAAAAAGAAGUCCAAUUAACGAUAAUCGAUAUUAAUCCCGCACUUGUUCAUAAGUAGAUUGAAAUAUACUCGUAGAUUAUAUAAAAUCUAAGUUUCUAUAAAGUAUUGUUUUAUAAAGUUAUACCUAGUCUAUUUAUUCGGCGGUCGAAUUGUGUAAUUUGGUUGAGAAAAUUAAGUAAUUUUUAAUAAAACGGGUACAACAAUUUAACCUUACUAUUGGAAAACUACUAAUAUUAUAUUGUGCAAAAAAGAUCCUGGAUAUAUGUCCAACACAUGUAUCUUUUAUUUAUUUUAUUAGAGAAAUAUAUAAAAUUCUUAGUUUUAUUUUUAUACUAGCUUUUUCUAACGGCUUCACUUACCUGUAGCAUUUGGUUUUCAAAAAUGAUAAAACACUUUAUUUCUUAGUAAAAAAACUAAAUAUAAAAUUUCGCCUUGCUAACUUAAAUUUAACAAAUUUUCAUAUAAAUUAUAAUCUAAAUCAAAUCAUUCCCUAUUUCACUGAAAAAAAUGUAAUUUUCCAGAUAACAUUUCUACUGGUUUUCAGUUCAUUAUAAUGGUCAGAAUUCACGGUUUCAGUAAAUAACAGUCAACUUACAAGUCGCAACUAAUCAAGAUAUUUAGCACUGUUAAAAUAAUUGUUUAUUAUUACUUAAUAAGAUUUAGAUAAAAUUGGCAAUUUUUAUAAUAAUGUACACCAUCAUCUACUUCUCCAUUGAAUAUAACCCACCAAUUUUAAUUAAUACAAUUUUACUAAUCCGUUCUUAUCUUAUCACCUAUGUUUUAUUCAUUACUAUAUAAUAGAAUAAUUAAAUUAGAUUAUAAAAUUACAUUUGCAUUUUAUAACAUCUAUUUCAAUAAAAAAUUCUUAUAGAUAUUUGGAUUUGUUUGAAAUGUGGUUUCUUAGAUUCAAGCACUAGGUUGAUCAAAUCAUAUUUGUCCAAUGUAGUUCGAAUUUGAAAACAUUUUACUAAUUGGAACAUAAAAAACUCGUUAAUUGUCUUAUAUAAUUUUCACGACACGUAGUAAUAAAAUGUGUAAUCUAUUUAAACAGGCAAAAAUUUUGUCGUUUAGUUAUUCAUUGUACUUUUAGAUAGUAUAGAUGGGUAAGUUAGUUUUUUUUUGUGACUAUUAAGAAACUUAUAUUUUUUAAGAUAUUUUUAAAUUAUUUAUUAGUGCUUGUAACAGACUAAAAUAUAUAUACUCUAGCUAUACAUUGUGCAUACAACCUAAAUCGUUCGUAAAUAAUAUCGUUUUUAAAUCAAUGCUGGAAGGUGCUCAAUAACAACAUAUUGUCCCACAAUUUUAAGUGUACAGUUUUACAAAUCCGUUAUGAGGUAUCAAUUUAUUUUAUUAUAUAUAUUUUUAUUACACUUAUCUGACAUAGCUACUGAGAGUUGUUUUCAUAACAAAAUUUACCAUCAGAAAAUUGAUACACCAUUAUUCUUUCAACUCUAUCCUUUCAGCGCUGAUAUAUACACAAAUAUUAGCAUUACAAUUUUUUAAAAGUUACGACUGAAGAUUCUGUUUCUAUAUGUAAAAAUAACAUGUCCAUAAUAUUUGCUCGUACCUAUAAUCUGUAACAAUUAUUAAACUAUUAAUUGACCUCUAAUUUCUCAGAGUAUGAAUUCGUAGAUAACUUGAUUUUGAUUUUAAUAUUUUUGUAUAAAAAAAUUGUAAUAUUUUUGUUUAAGCCAUAAGUGUAUAAUAUGCUGUUGGAAUUGGAUUCCUCUGCCAAAGAUGUAUUUUAGUCAGAAUUUUACAUGUUUACCUUCUCUUUUCUAUGAGUAUUAAUGAUUAUUUUUGUACCUUAUUCAUUGUAAAUUAUAUUUUUGUAUAAAUCGAUUUUAUUACAUUUUAUCAAUUGAAGGAAUUGAAUUUAAGUAGAAUAUUAACGUAUAACGUGUAAGAAUGGGAAUCAUUAUAUAUAAAAAUAAUGUAAGUACCUAUAAUAUAGUCAAAUGGAAAAUAAUGUCAUUGCUAUUAAAAAUAACUUGACAUAUCUGGCAGAAAAUCUUAAUAUUCAAUUAAUUUUAUACAAAUGUUAUCAUAAAAAAUGGUAUGUAUAAUAUAACACACAAUAAAAAUAUUAAUUACAUCAUUCCAAGAAAGAAGCUAUUUGAGUACCUUGCUCUAUAGUACGUAUUUGGUUUAUAGGCAAACUAAAACAAGUUUCUGUAGCAUUAAGAAUAAUAUAUAUUUGCAAAAUAAUAUCCAUGAUAACUUAAUAUUUGGCCUAUAACAAAAUUAUAGACACUUUCGUUUGUACUUGCAUUAUGUGGAAACUAGUGGUCAGAUAUUAAUGAAAUAUCUUAUAAGUAUCAGCUUUAGCAUUCUGAAAAACAUGCCAAUACUUGUAUUCCUAUAACUAAAACGGGUCCACAACCCAUUUGGCCACAUAAACUAUCAAAAAGAUUUGGUAGAUUUAAAUGUACUUUAUUUAUAGUUAAUUUAGGUUUUUUAUUAAACUAUAAAUAUGUAGGCCAAUAAAGGCUACAUGUAUAUAUUCUAAUUAGAACAAUUACUUAUAACAGAUGUACCUAUGUAUUUCUAAAUAACAAACAACAUUCAUGUAUAAAAAAAAAAAACUAGAUGUAUGUAAACUUGCUUUAAUUACACUAUACAUUGUUGUUUUAUAAGAUUGGUUAUGGUGAAUUUACUAUGAAGUCGAAUAUAUAUACUAUUAUUAUUGCAUUAUACUUUAUUAUUGUAAUGAAUGUGUCAAUAUGUAUAAUUAUGAAUUGUUUUAAAAUAGUAUUGUAUGUUCCUUACAUUAUUACUCAAAGCAUUACAUUUAACUGGAAUCAACUGUCAUAAUAGGUAUUGUAGAAAUAGUAUAAGUGUCUGCUCCUUUACUCAUCAACAGUACAAAAACUUUUACAAUGUGUAAUGAUCAGGUUUUGUAGAUUAAAAUGCUAACAAUUUAGAACUUUAGAUAUAAGAAUUAUAAUGAGCACUAUUUCUUGAUACAUUCUGUAGAUGAUUUUGCUUACAAAGUUAAAUAGCUGCCAUUUUCUUAGGUCACUUAAGGAAUAAUAACACUAUUAUAAAUUUGCCCCAUAUUGUCAUAAUUCAAUGACAAAUAAUUAUUUUAGGAGAGCUUGUUCACAGUGAACAGAGUUUACUCACACAUUUGUUAUUUAAUUAUAAAAAAAUAUUUUCAUACUGACUCAAGAGUUGGUGGUAUGUUAAUAUAGAUAGUUUUUUCUAUGGUAAAUUGAUAAACUAAAUAGUUGUAGCGAAAGAUACUACUGUGAGCUGUGAAUAUGACCACAAUGUCAAAUUGAAUAUUGCAAUGCUUCAUGUGGUCUCAAAGUUAAUGUUGCAUUGUCACAUCCUUCUAUUUUUCUAUCUCUGAAAUAGAAAUAAAAUUUCUAAUAGUAUAUAAUUACUAUCAGAAAAUUGUUAUUUAAGGAAAUUAAUUGUGUUAAUUAACAUUAUGUAACUAAUAUAUUGUUGACAUUGCUUAAAACUUUUGUUUAAUUUGAUUAUUAUUAUGAAUUCAUUAGUUACUCUUCAAUUGGUAGAUAAAUAACACAUUUUUUCCAAUAAUGUAUUAUUAAUUAGCAGGUUUGUGAGUAUAUAUUUGAUACCAUGUUAUCACUAUGCCUUAUCCCAAAUACAAACUUGGCAUAGGCAAAUUUAAACAGAUUAAGCAACAUUUAAAAUAAAUUUUUUUUCAUUAUGCCAAA
Messenger RNA from Galleria mellonella (greater wax moth), 7420 nucleotides. RefSeq names its product ribosomal protein S6 kinase 2 beta (gene S6kII). Lineage: Eukaryota; Metazoa; Arthropoda; Insecta; Lepidoptera; Pyralidae. Gene Ontology annotation, molecular function: magnesium ion binding; ribosomal protein S6 kinase activity; ATP binding. The transcript has 14 exons. Bases 172 to 2487 code for a protein of 771 amino acids. Gene Ontology annotation, biological process: protein phosphorylation; intracellular signal transduction. The record is from RefSeq and is a predicted model, not a curated record.